Molecule: messenger RNA, 2269 nt
Organism: Ciona intestinalis (vase tunicate)
Lineage: Eukaryota; Metazoa; Chordata; Ascidiacea; Phlebobranchia; Cionidae
Source: RefSeq, a predicted model, not a curated record
UAUCGGACGGUCAUUCGGCGUUCUAUCCCUUAAGCAUAUAUACAACAAUUGCGUCGUUCAACGUCUUAUAUGGGUCGUCCUAAUCAAGGGAUUGACACUCAAGUGUGCAAAAUGGGACGUCGGUACACAAAUAUGCCACAAGAGUAUAAUCGGGACGGCAAUUUCCGAUCCCGUGGAACGAAGUCCAUUUUAGAAGAUGGUAUAUAGGAAUUUAUACAGCGGAAUUCUAUAUAGUGGGUGGCAUAAGGAAUAUAUACAGCGGAAUUCUAUAUAGUGGGUGGCAUAAGGAAUAUAUAUACAGCGGAAGUCUACUGAGUGGUAUAUAGGAAUGUUCUUUGUUUACUACCAAAUAGGACGAGAAAAUAGAAUAAAAUAAAAAGUGCCCCAUUUCACCCUACAAGAUUUCUGCGUGUCGUUAGUUUAAUUUCUUUUAAAUAAAGUAUAGUAUAGAAUGGAAGACGGUACAGAAUAUACUAGUGAAAAACAUGUUAUUCGUGCGUUUAUUCCGUUUCUGGUUUCAAUUGCGUUGGUAUUUUCGGGCUUCGGUGUUCUUCUAGAUCUCCAAACAAGUAUACACAUCAAAAAUGGCGUUGGUGCAACGGCAACAUGCGCGAGUUAUAUCGCAUCUGCAAUCUUUGGUGUCACAUUUACGCCAAUAAUUUUACGAAAAUUCGAAAAGAAGUACCUCAUGCAAAUCACCGCUUCUACAUGUCUUAUCUACAUUGCUGCUAAUUAUUAUCCAGUUUCAUCCGUGUUGAUACCUGCUGGUGUAAUAGUCGGCUUUGGUGAGGCGCUUAUGUGGCCAGUGAUGUCACUUUACGUCACAUAUUUUGCAACAAAAUUCGCUCAGUUCGGCGCCAAGAACACCUCUGACGUCAUCACUGAAUUUACUGGAUAUUUUUUCUGCAGCUAUCAAUUAAGCCAAACGUUUGGAAAUCUUGUUAGCUACGCGAUCCUAUAUGCUGGAAAAACAAUCACGGAUACCGGGGGGAAUGCUUUUAACAAAAGCGCUGUAGUUGAUCUUUCCAUUUGUGGAGUGAAUGACUGUCAGUACAAGAACGUUACAAAUGCGAACAUGAAACAAUAUGUUCCACAUUCAAAGAUCGUACUUUACAUCAUGUUUGCAGUUAUGGGUUUCUUUGUACUUUCUGCCAUUGCAAUUAUAACAAUCUUUCUCAAUAAAAUAAAUUCCUCGCUGCAAGCUCAGAAUGAAAUAAAAGACCAGGGCUCUCUACAGUUUAUGGGAGCAACAAUGGCGGCAAUGUUGAAGCAUAUGGUUAAUCCAAAGCAACUUUUAAUAACUCCGUUUGCUCUGUAUAGUGGUCUCUACAUGGCGUUUAAGUUUUCUGAGCUUCCCAGAGCUUAUUCCUCAUGUAUGCUUGGAGUAACACAGGUUGGAUUGUGCAUUGCCAUUUCCGAUACAUCCAACGCUCUUGUGUCUUAUUUCUCGUGCAAAUUAAUCAGCAGAAUAGGUCGCGUUGGACCAAUAGUCGUCGUAUUUUUGCUCGACUUUGGAAACUACAUGUUUCUACUUAAUUGGGUGCCUACGUCAUCGAACAAGUGGCUUGUCUACGUCAUAUUUGCGAUAUUUGGUUGUAUAGACGGCGUGUGGAAUCCACAAAUAAAUGAUAUUCAUGGUUCCCAUUUUCCCGAAAACAAAGAAACUGCCUUUAUGGUUUGGAAUUUCUGGAUUUUGGUUGGUUUUGCCAUACAGUUUGGUUGGAGCACUAGUUUAUGUGUGUACCUCAAAAUUUACGUACAGAUCGGACUAUUGUGUUUUUCUGUGGUUUGCUAUGGCAUCGCGGAAUACCGUUUUGUAAAAGAAAAGAAAAAUGCAUACGAACCUAUUAAAUGAGCUAUUUAAGCGGUGAAGGAAAACAUUUUUUUAAGUGAAAUGAUGAGAGAAUUGUGUAUAUGCUUGUAUGCGUAGUCGUCAGAUAACAUGAGCUAUUUUUAGUUACAGGUUACCGAUUAUUUUAAUACUUUAAAUCUGUUUCGUUCACAUGAAAUAUUACGUGUGGACUACCAUGUGUGUUUUGGCCGUUCGAAUUUUCGGGGUGUUUGUAUAAUUAUUGUGUUGCGAUGGUCACUUGUAUUACCAAAGGUCCAGUGUGCUAAGUUUGUUUUGCCAACUGUUAGUUUUCUCCUUUUUACUGUACGGCUGUUUUUAUUGAGUAAUUUUAGUGCAGAGUUCGUGAACUAAUUUGGUACAAUUCAAAUUAGAGCAUUGUAUUUUGGUAUUACAAAAGUAAGGCUGUAAGAACGUUAA